AUGGAUCUACCAGAAAAUGUACAGAUUACUAAUUUUGACACAAUGAUCAGUGUGCGACCAAACGGUAAAGUUUACAGCAAUGGCUCAGUCAUCUCACUUCCACAUCAAGUCGGAGAUUUGGAACUUAGUGAAAUUGCCAACUAUACAGUUGUGAAAGGAAUCGAUGAUCUUAUAAUAUUAUAUGAUGGACUAAGCAGUGUUUAUGCAUUUGCUCCGCCACAAAUGUUGGGUAAACUGUGUGGUUUAUGUGGCCAAUUUGAUGGCAAUAAAACGAAUGAAUUUGUAAACUAUGUAAGGAAGCCAGUUGCCACUAAAGCAGAUUUCAGCAAUGUCUGGCUCGACCCAAUGGAACAACGAUCGAUUCCAUCUGUAAAAGAAGACUCAGUCCAUCCUUGUGUCAGACUGCGGAAUAAGUUUUCAAAAGCAGCAGACAACGUUGAAGCCUUUUGUUCGGUUUUUAGUCUUGACUACGUGGUUUUCCAAAAAUGUCAUAGCACUGUUCCACCUGAUGAAUAUAUUGCAAUGUGUAGUCGUGAAAUGUGCACUUGUUUGCUGGGGAAUAGUCUACAAGAAUGCAGCCAUAAGCGAUGUGAGGUCGCCACGCAGUAUGCUAGAGCUUGUAGUCAUCAUGGCAAAAUCAUGAAAUGGAGAUCAAAUACAUUUUGUCCUCCUCAUACCUGUCCAAAGAACAUGGUUUUCAAAGAAUGCAGUAAGAACUGUCGUCAGUCUUGUGGUAGUGAAGGCUUUGAAGCAGAAUGUGAAGAAUUUUGUGUUGAUGGCUGUUUCUGCAAAGAAGGCACUCUUUGGGAUACUUCAACAUCAUCUUGUGUCCAUAGAGGAGACUGCCCUUGCUACAGAGGAAAUGAUCAACGAGCCUAUCCAAUUGGUACCUUGGAGAAAAGUGGAUGUGAAAGCUGUACUUGUGCAGAAGGAGGUCGUUGGAAUUGCAUCAUGAGCAAAGAUUGUCCAGGAAUAUGUACCUUGUCUGGUGAUCCUCACUUUCAAACUUUUGAUGGCAGACAGUUCUUCUUUGAAGGAGAAUGUGAAUAUGUACUGUCUCAGUACCAGGCCAAAGAUGGUGGUGAGAGUUUCGCAGUUUGGAUUGAGAACAAAUAUUGUAAUAAAAUUACAGAUGCUGUCUGCACCAAAGUUGUCACAAUUAAAUUUGGAUCAAAGAACAAUACCCAAAUUAUUCGACUACGCAGUUUCAAAGUUGAAGUAAAUUCCAUGUCCAUUGGUUUACCUUACAAAGAUGAUGAUGUUGUCAUUCGUAAAGUAUCCAAUAUUCUGAUUCGACUGACUGCCAGUAUUGGUCUUGAUGUUCUCUGGGAUGGACGUACAAGAAUUUAUUUGAAACUUAGCAAUAAAUAUCAAGGAAAGGUUACUGGAAUGUGCGGUAAUUUCAACAACGAUGUUAACGAUGAUAACUUGACUCCUAAUGGAGAAAAUGAGUUUAAUGUGACAAAGUUUGCUAUGGAAUGGAAAACUAACACUGCUUGCAAUAGUCGCCCUUCAACUAUUUACCUUGGAGCUUGUGCCCUAAGUAAACAGUAUGAGAAACUGGCGACAGAAGUCUGUAACAAAAUGUGGAAAGAAGAAUCCUUUAAAUCUUGCCACUUUGCUGUGAACCCUAGUAAAUUUGUCGACCAAUGUAAACAUGAUGUCUGCAUGUGUGGUCAACGUCAUGGAGACCCCAGAGAUUGUGAAUGUGCAGCUUUUGCCACUUAUGCACGAGCCUGUGUCUUGAAGGGCAUCACAUUGAACUGGAGAAAAAGCAACCUUUGUUUCAUCAACUGUACAAAGGGUAUGAUUUAUCAGGAAUGUGGUUAUAACUGUGACCAAACUUGUCGAGGAAUUCAACCACAGAAUUGUGAGGAAGAAUGUAUUGAAGGCUGUAAUUGCCCACCUGGAGAAAAAUAUGAUGAAGAAGAUAAUGUUUGUGUGCCAGUUGAAGAAUGUAAAUGUUACUACAGAAAUGAAUAUUAUGAACCAAAAUCUUCCAGACAGGAAUUGUGUAAUGAAUGUAUCUGCAUUGAUGGUCACUGGCAAUGUACAACUGAAAGCUGCAAUGUUCAUGACCUAUGUUCUGGUGAUAUGGUAUGGAGCAACUGCUCUGAUUGUAUUCGAACUUGUGAUAGCCUCAAUGUUGAUUGUGUUGCUACAUGCAGCCAGCAAGGUUGUAUCUGUCCUGAAGGUAAAGUACAACUCAACAAAGACAGUCAAAAUUGCGUUGAACCCUCUGAGUGUCCUUGUAACCAUCUGGGAUAUCAGUACAAAAAUGGUGACAAAAUUAAAAAAGACUGCAACCAAUGUUAUUGUAAACAUGGAACCUGGAAAUGUACCGAACGUCAUUGUGCAGCCACUUGUGAAGCUUUUGGAGAUCCUCAUUAUGUGACAUUUGAUGGGAAACCAUACAACUUCCAAGGAGCAUGUGCUUAUAUCGUAGCUCAGGAUUUCUGUAAUGAAACAGGAGGAACUUUCCAAGUGACUACAGAAAAUGUACCCUGUGGUACCCUUGGCUAUUCUUGUACCAAAUCUGUGAAAUUCCUGAUUUAUGACACCAUUAUAAAUUUAGCAAGAGGGACCAAUAUAACAUACACAAUCAACAACAAGGCUCCCGAAGGUACACCGAUGGCAAAUUUUACAAUUAAAGAAGUCGGGACUUAUAUUAUGAUUGAAGCUCAUGGCAUCACUCUUGUAUGGGAUAAGAGUAUGAGGUUAUAUAUAACAUUAGAAAAUAAAUAUAUGGGCCGAGUGUGUGGCCUUUGUGGAAACUAUGAUCAAAUUGCUAAUAAUGACUUCAGGGACAAAAGCUCUUUCCCAGAACAUACACAAAGUCCAUUGGCAUUUGCUAACAGUUGGAGGGUCAGAGAAUCUUGUGCCAUUGUUGAUAAAGAGCUUCCAAAUCCUUGUGUAUUGAAUUCACAUCGACAGUCUUGGGCAGAAAUGUCAUGCAGGAUAAUCUUGGGCAAAAUAUUUGAACCAUGCCAUUCAUCGGUGGAUCCAAAUUGGUACUAUACUUCAUGUCGGGAUGAUUCUUGUUCUUGCGAUAGAGGAGGUGACUGCCAGUGCUUCUGCACGGCUGUUGCAGCAUAUGCUGCCCGCUGUUUGAGAGCUGGUAUUUGCAUCAACUGGAGAGCACAUGAAAUGUCCACAUCCGAAGAAGUUUGUGGAAUUCAGUGCCCCACCGGUCGGGAAUAUUUUCCAUGUCACACCUCCUGUCCCAAAUCAUGUGUAGACUUUGGGAAAUCUGAUUUUACUUGUACUACUGGAGAAGUUGAAGGGUGUUUCUGUCCAAAUGGCACUUAUGAACAAGAAGGUGAUUGCGUUCCAAUUAGCGAAUGUCUGUGUACUGAUCCAUCAACUGGAAAGACUUAUAAACCUGGUACAGUGGUUAUGAUGAACUGCAGGAAAUGUACCUGUUUUGAAGGAGCAUUUAGAUGUCAAGAGGGACCUGGGUGUGAUACCACAACACAGUUCCCAUCUACUACUACACAGCUUUGUGUUGGUGAUGACAAAAUGUUCUGUGAUGGAUUCUGUGCUACUAUUUGUGAUGGAAACAGAGAAUGUCUUUAUGAUCUUGAUGAAAUCAAUUGCACAUCUACGACAGUGGCACCAACAACUCUGUACACAACCCUGUCAACACUUACAAGUUUCUCAUCUUAUCACACUGGCACUGGAUUUUCUUUAACAACACCAUUUGGGUCUACAACUCCACCAACUACUAUAGAGUGCAAAUAUCCUUACAUCAAAACUCCUUGUAAGAAGAAAUGUGAAAGUUUCUGUCAUUCAGUAGCACCACCAGAGGGAUGUAUAAAAAAUGAAACUUAUCCUUGUGUUGAAGGUUGUGAUUUAGCACCAGGCUUCUCUAUAGGUCCUACUGGUCCUGUUAAAGAACUCAUGUGCAGUUGCAAAGAUGAAGUGAAUAAUGUAACACGAGAGGCUUAUGAAAGCUGGGACCGAGGAUGUGACCGUUGUGAAUGUUCCAAUAACACAGUUACAUGUAGAAAUAGCUGUGGUAGUAUAACUUGUCCUCCAGGUUUGGAACUCAUGACUCCUGCUGGAGAAUGUUGUCCUAAGUGUGUACCAAUAACUACCACAUCACCAUAUGUAACAACACCAACAACCUUUGUGACAUUAAACGGAACACAAACGACAAUAUCUCCCUCCCUGCAAACAUACCCAUCAGUACCAUCAACUACACCUGAAGAAUGUAUUGUUGUGGAUUGGAUGUCAUCUAUGGAUCCACUUUUGAUACCUGAUGAGCGAAUACAAGGCUACCCAACUAAAGUAGGCAUAGCUUCUGAUGCCAGAGUUAACAGACCUGGUUGGGCCGUUCCAGUUGAUUUAGUGUUGCAUCCUUUACUUAUUGUCACUGUGGCUACAGAUGAUGAACCACUUGUUGAAGUACUUAGUCAAAAGCUUGUAACAAAUGCCAAGAAAUAUGCAGUUUUUAUUAAGACUAAAGAUAAUGAAGAAUGGGCUGCUGUGGACCAGAAUAAAGAAGAGUCUUACUUUACAGGAGAUGUACUGUAUAAAUUUCCCCCGAAAACCUUCAUCAGAGCUUUGAAAAUUGUUCUACUAGAACCUUUGGUAAGUACAGAGAAAGUGUACACAGUCCAACUGAUUCUUAAUGGUUGUGAGAGGCCUUUAUUGACUACACCGCAUACAUCGACUUUGUCAUCAACAACAACUUCUCUUUGUGACAAACCGAAUGAAAUUCAUGACAUAUGCCGCUGUACACCAACUUGUGAAGAUAUCCUUGCUGGACGUGAAUGCAAAGUGAAAGCUGAUCAAAUUGACAGCUCAGGUUAUUGCUGUCAAUGUACUGAGGGUAUGAUAUAUAAUGCCACUGGCUUUUGUAUAAAGGAAGAAACCUGUGUAUGUACUGAUGAUAAAGGAAACCAUCCAUUCAAGCCACAUGAGAAAUUUAUUCAGAAAGGUGAAGAAUGCAACAAAGAAUGUGUAUAUGAAUACAACUGUACAUUGGAGUGUGUACAUAUUUGCAACUUGGAAUCUUGUGCUGAAGGUUUUGAGCUGGUUUCUCCUCCAGAUGAAUGUUGCUCAUGUGUUCCAAAAACCACUAUAGCACCAUCAGCUCCUACUACCACCAGUGAUAACUGUUAUUGUCCAUCUGGGACAUUCCCUUGUCAUGAUUGUUCCCAAUGUUUGCCCCACCAUCAUCGUUGUAACAGGAUUGUCGAUUGUGGAGAUGGGUCGGAUGAAAAAGAUUGCAAAUGUUUAUUCAAUGGAACCAUUCAUGAUGAUGGUGAUACUUGGCAAGUAAAUGAUUGCAUAAAAUGCCAAUGUAAAUCACAGGAUGCUAUAUGUAAGAAGACUUGUGCCAUAACAACAUGUCCACCAGGAUUUUAUCUAAAUCUCUACGAGAACGAAGACAGGUGCUGUGAAUGUGUACAAAUCCAGUCAACAACUCCAAAUGUUCCCUACAAGAGAAACUGUACAGUAAUUAAUGGAACUUAUGAAGAUCCCUUGUGUCCAAAUGAAUGCAUCAUUGAAACGAGUGAGUGUGACAGCAUCUCAUGUACUGAAGAACUGAUAGCAUUAAAAGACUUUGGAACAGAAUUUAUUAUGAAAUCUUCAAAUGAAGAUGCCAUAGAUGCAUUUUAUAGCAAUAAAUCUUGGGUUAUUGGACGCACGAAUGAAGACCAGUCGAUUGAAAUAUCUGCCAAAAAGGAUGUUACUUGGGUCAAACUAAAGUAUAGUGCCUCACGUAUAAGACAAAUCAAAGUAGCAUUUGGUGAUGAAAAAUUUUAUGCUGCAAAACAAGUUGUCAUCACAGAACCAGAGGAUGGCAGAUUAACUACAACAAUUACAUUUAAUAAUGGGGAUGGUGUUGUUGCUCGCCGAAUGAAAAUUAUGAUAAUACCAAUGCAAUCAGAUGAACCAUCUAAACUCACAGCUGUUGAACCCUAUAUCUGUAGUGAACAUGAAACCACCACACCAACUCCCAGAACAACUACCCCACUCCGUUGUAUUGAGAAUGAAACUCGCAUAUUGAACGAGUGCUUCAAUGAAAUAUGCAUUGAUGGAGAAUUUCAAAGAGUACCUGCUUGUAACAAGAAGUGUGCAGAUAAUGAAACUCUUGUGAUCCGUGACAAGGAAUGUUGCCAAUGCGUGGCUUUAACUACACCAGUUACCCGCACAAAUGUCUACACCACCACCAGAUAUUCCUCAGGAACUCAAUGGACAACUUCAAUUUCGCCAACCCAAACAACUACAGGUGUUUGUGAAGAGCCUCUUGAACGUACAGACUGUAUGAAAGAAUGCACCAAGUGUCAUCUACUCGAACCAAAUUGUACUCCAACAGGCCCUUUCAUCUGUGAAACUGGAUGUGACUGCCCUGUCAAUUUAGUUUUCAAUGGAACACACUGUGUUUAUCCUGGUUCUUGUAUAUGCCUUGAUGAUGAAGGAAACCUUAGAAAACCUGGUGAUGUGUGGAUCAAAGAUUGCUAUGAAUACACAUGCUUCAAUAAUUCAAUUGUACAAGUGAGACCAACUUGCAAUGUAACAACUACACCAAAUACAUGUGAAAAUGGCAACGUUUUUACAAAGGUUGGCUGUAAUAAUGCAACUCUUAUCUGUAUUUGCUUGCAUGGUGUUGAAACGUGUAUAUCAAGUGAAUCUGAGCCUUGUUCAUUAUGUGAAAAUGGAACCAUACCUUUUCUCCGAGAAGAUGGCUGUUGUUCUUGUCCAAAUGUAACUACCACAACCACCUGUUAUGAAUAUGACAUUGCUUCUUGCAUAAUUCCCUGUAAAAUACGGCCAAUAACAUGUGAAGACUACAUAUUGAGUUCGUAUUUGAAUAGAAGCCUUGUGCAGAUGAGUCAUGGGUGUGAAUGCCCCGAAGGUUAUAAAAGAGAAAGCAUAAAACAACACCUUCUUAUAUGUGUCAAGAACGAGGAGUGUGAUGACUGCUUCUUCAAUGGCCAGAGAUAUCCUCAUGGUGGUGUUUUUUACCCAGAAGAUGAAAAUGGUAGCCGCAUUCCCUGUACCAACUGUACAUGUUUGUAUGGCAAUAUUACCUGUCAGGAAUAUGAAUGCGCCACUUCUCCAUUAACCACAUCUCCAUUAUUUACUACCACUUUUGGAGCUACUGAGAGUACUACUCCUGUUGUUUGUUUUGGUGGCUGUUUUGCUAAAAGCCUUGACAAGUGUGUUGCAAUCAAUGAUACCUGGAGUGUAAACAACUGCAAAACUUGUACUUGUGUUGGAGUGAACAGCAUUGAUUGUGAUACAACAGUUUGCGACAUUGAGUGCUUCCCACCGUAUAAAAAGUAUUAUAUGUUUGGAAAAUGCUGUCCUUACUGUGGAAGGCGAUGUACAGAUGUAUUUAAUUGUGAUAACAGAUGUGACUGUCCAAACUGCAUUGAUGAAUUAGAAAACUGCCAUAACCAAACUAAAUGUGACGAAGAUAAUUAUGACUACGCAUCAGACAGUUGCACAGGUUGUAGAAAAGAGGUUUGCCACAGUGAUAGAACGUACUGUUAUGCUAAAUCUAAGGAGAACUGCUGUGAAUGUAAAUACAAGACAUCAUUCAAUGGUACAGCCUGUAUUGACAGCAAUGACUGCAAUUGUCAAGAUGAAUUCGGUAAUAUUCGUAAGCCAUAUGAAUCUUGGAAUGAUACCACUGAUCCAAUCUGUGUUCAGUAUGCCUGUAUUGGAAACAAAAUCCAGAAGACCAACCAUUCAGACAAUUGUCCAGAAUUGAUUUGCAAACCUGGUUUUAUUCUUCAAAAAACUGAAGGUGAAUGCUGUGAAACAUGUACCCUUGUUACAGCUUCAACUGAAUUUCCCUUAACUACAACAAUUGGAGAAUGUCCUAGCAAGUGUUACUGUGACUUGGAAACUUGUGACAGUGACUGCUCUGUAUCUUUGGACUGUAACAAGGCCUGUAGUUGUAAAGAAGGAUAUACAUUCCAGAAUGGUGCUUGUAUUAGUAAACCUCCGCACUGUACAACAAUAAUGACGACAACUUUAGCUUCAACUGAAACAACACCAACAUUACCUUGUGAGUUAAUUGAUGGUUUGAAAAGCCCAAUAUACAUCCCAGAUCGUCAUAUUACUGCAACACCUCUUAGUCACAUGGAUACAGCCGUAAAUAUUCGACCAGACAAAGAAGGCUGGAGAGUACCGGUACCUUCUGAUCAGGAACCACAACCAUCAAUAACCAUCAAAUUGACGAAUAACCCUCAAGGUGUUCCACUCUCAGAAAUUAUUGUCAAAGGAAACGUGAGAAGCUACAUUAUACAGAUGAAGUUUGCAGAUGAUUUUGCAUUUGAGUCAUUGGGUUCAUAUAUCAAUGGAAAAACACAUUAUAAGACAAAUGAACUUUUAAAUGUCACAGAAAUUCGUAUUCUAUUGGAAUCAGCGAAACCUUUGGACAUUGAUGUCUACCCCGAAGAAUUUGAUGUCAAAGUUUCUAUACUUGGAUGCUUUACACCAGAAUUCACCACACCCAUUGUUACAGCUACCACUCCUACUACAUCACGUAAGCUGUCUUCUCCUUUAUUCAUAUCUUGGUUAUUUUCUUCGACUGAAUCUAAUUGUUUAGCCUCAGCUUUUACCACCUUAUCUUCUACCUCAACAUCCACUUUGGUACCAACAACAACAACACCUCCAGUAAUUACAACUCAAGUGCCAUGUGUUGUUACUGAUGGAAUGGAGCAGCCUGUACUUAUCCCUGACAGUGCCAUUACUGGAUUUCCAGUUUUCGAAGGACACAAAAUCACCAAUGUUCGGCCUGGUCGACCAGGAUGGUUGGUUCCAGUUCCAAUCAGUGAAGAGAAACCAACUCUCCUUGUAACUCUUACAAAUAGCUCAGCUGGCGUGACACUAGUCGAAGUGAUUUUGAGAGGAAAUGUUCAAACUUUCUCUGUCAGUACAUGGGAUGAAACAACACAGACAUACAAACUCUUAGCUACAGAUAUCACAGAAAGUCUUCUACUAAAGAAUGAAAUAAAAGCUCAAAAGUUAAAGAUUGUUCUUGAGUCUCCAGAGCCAAUGGUUACAAUUUAUCAAGUCUGGCUCUCUAUUAAGGCUUGCUUCCCAGAUUUUUGGAAGAAUUCAGGUACAAAUACAGUCUUAAUACAUAAUAAAAACCUUGUAAUGGUUGUAAUCAUUUCCUCUAAAUAUCCACAUUUAUUUUCAAAAUUACCUCAAACUUCUGAUCUUCACACCUAA
Molecule: messenger RNA, 9201 nt
Organism: Octopus bimaculoides (California two-spot octopus)
Lineage: Eukaryota; Metazoa; Mollusca; Cephalopoda; Octopoda; Octopodidae
Molecular function (GO): protein binding
Source: RefSeq, a predicted model, not a curated record